AUGCGUUGCGGCGCCUCUCAGAGUCUCACUCAGCGCGGAGCGCCGAGCAUUCGCGGCCCGACGCUUGCGAGGCACGCACGGUGCCUACGCACUCGCCGCAGCGCGCGCAAACUUGAACCAUUCCAGUGCAGAACGGCCGUCAGCCAUGAGGGUCUGCACGUCAGCCCUCGUGCUUGCGCUCGCACUCGCGAUCCAGGUAAGACAGAACUCCUCAGCAGCCGGCGAACCUACGCAGACUUCUCCCUCCCGCAAUAUCCUAAGGCCCUCCCGAAGUUGGCGCCGACUUGGCCGCUGACCAUU
Messenger RNA from Iphiclides podalirius (scarce swallowtail), 300 nucleotides. Lineage: Eukaryota; Metazoa; Arthropoda; Insecta; Lepidoptera; Papilionidae. The record is from the annotation of a GenBank genome assembly.